CACCAGUGUCACACCUGUCACUGUUCACUGUCGUCCAUGUGUCGUCUGCUGUCAUUCUGUCAUCUGUCAUCUCUCAUUUCGGUUUGGUUUUGUGAGAUAGAAGUUCUCGAUCACUGCUAUAUUGCUCCUAUUUUAAGUUUUCGAUACCUUUAGUUUUUCCAAUUAAUUACUCGAAAAAAAUCCCAAAGCAUGGCGGAUCUCGACGAUUUUUUCGCAAAAAAAGAUCGCAAGAAGGGCAAGAGUUCGAAAAAGUUCGCCACCACGGAAGAGGUAGCCAAGAAACUGGAGGACACUGUCAAAAAAACCGAAAAGCAAAAAAAGGAACGUGUCCAGGAAGGUGAUGAGAACUCUUCUCAGGCCAUCGAUCAGGAUGAGUGGAAGGAAUUCGAGGAAGAGAAGAAAGACUAUACUGGACUGAAAAUCGGAAACCUAACCAUCAACGCCGACCAAGAGAACAACUUGAACAAUCAGGAUGCUGGAUCGGGAGACCAACAGGAUGGGGCUGAUUCCAACCAGGAUUGCGAAAAGAAACCGGGUCCUUGGAAGAGAAUUGAUGUUCAGACUGAUGCUGUGAUUGAGGAACCACCAAAGCCAGUAGAAAAGAAGCCCGAGACACCUUCAACUAAUUUGCAAGCUUAUAAGCCGCCCUCUCUGCGUUAUUCAACCUCUCAGCCAUCAACUAAUUAUCCAAGAACAAAGGCAAGCAGAUUUGGUAGCACAGCUCCUGAUAUCCAUAACGAGGAAUAUUUUCCUACUUUGAGCAAGAGUAAUGAGUCGAAAAAGAAUAAGAGUGAAGGUUCAUUUGAAGUAGUCCAAUCAAACAGGGCUUCCUCUCAGCGCCAACAACUAGAACAAUCGAAGACGGCCGGUGGCCCUAAAUUAAGUUUAGGCAACCGUUACACCACGUUGAGCAAUGAUAGCUAGUGUCUAUCCCACUAGCACCUACUGAGAGACACUGAAGUGUUUAUAUUGGGCCUACUAUGCGCGAGUGUUCUGGAGUUACAGGAAAAAACUUUUCCAUACAACUUCAGAUUUCUUACACACACUGUUUAUAAUACCAGAAUUAAAAAAAAAACAGCUUUCACUAGGCAAUUUUUCAUAAACAAAUUGUACAUUAUAUAUAGGGUGUCAUAAAAAAUGCCAAAAUAUUUUUUACACUUCUUUUUUCAAUAAAAGAUGAACGUUAUCUCAACAUGAUAUGUAUCAGUUAAGGGAAAAAUUGUUUUGGUGAAACCUAUAAUAAUAUAGGUUCAGUGUGGAAGAUGUAGAAUAAAAUGAAGCCAUCAUCGAAAAACUUGAUGAUUAAAUUUUAAUAAACAAUUUUUUUAUGA
Molecule: messenger RNA, 1331 nt
Organism: Sitophilus oryzae (rice weevil)
Lineage: Eukaryota; Metazoa; Arthropoda; Insecta; Coleoptera; Curculionidae
Product: protein CDV3 homolog
Exons: 5
Coding region: 190-924 (244 amino acids)
Cellular component (GO): cytoplasm
Source: RefSeq, a predicted model, not a curated record